This is a messenger RNA of Caenorhabditis elegans, 4155 nucleotides long. RefSeq names its product xanthine dehydrogenase (gene xdh-1). Bases 9 to 4085 code for a protein of 1358 amino acids. Lineage: Eukaryota; Metazoa; Nematoda; Chromadorea; Rhabditida; Rhabditidae. The transcript has 16 exons. Gene Ontology annotation, molecular function: 2 iron, 2 sulfur cluster binding; FAD binding; iron ion binding. The record is from RefSeq and is marked reviewed. Gene Ontology annotation, cellular component: peroxisome.
AGUAGAAAAUGAAGAAAGAAGUAACCGAAAUUUCAUCGUAUGAUGCCACAAACUUGGUGUUCUACGUAAACGGAAAACGCGUCGAGGAAAAGGAUGUUGACCCAAAAAUGACACUGGCAACCUACUUGAGAGAUAAAUUGAAGCUCACCGGAACAAAAAUUGGAUGCAAUGAGGGAGGAUGUGGUGCCUGUACGAUAAUGAUUAGUCAUAUUGAAAAUGGUGAAAUCAAACAUUUCUCCGCUAACUCCUGUCUUAUGCCAGUUUGUGGAGUUUUUGGAAAAGCCGUAACUACUGUGGAGGGUAUUGGAAGUGUCGCCAAGAAUCGGCUUCAUCCAGUUCAGGAGAGACUUGCCAAAGCUCACGGCUCCCAAUGUGGAUUCUGCACACCUGGAUUCGUCAUGGCAAUGUAUGCUUUGUUGCGUAACAAUCCAAAUCCUACAAUAUCCGAUAUUAAUUUGGGUCUACAAGGAAACCUGUGCCGUUGUACGGGUUAUCGUCCGAUUCUUGAAGCAUUCUAUAGCUUUGCAGUUGAUGAAAGUGGAACUUUGAAGGUCACCGAAGAAAAUGGCUGUGGAAUGGGAGAAAAUUGCUGUAAAGUUAAGAAAACUGCAUGCGGAGGCUCCGAUGAAACUACACCGGGAUACACUGGCGGAGAAAGAAAACGAAAAAUCCAACUGAGUGACAUGUCGGACUGCAAACCAUACGAUCCAACUCAAGAGCUCAUUUUUCCACCGGAGCUCAAGCUUCAUGGAUAUGAGUCCAUGUCGUUUGCCUAUGAUCAUCAUCACACCAAAUGGUAUCAACCUGUCAGUUAUGAUGACCUUCUAUCACUGAAACGAGAACUUCCUCAUGCUCGUCUAAUCUCUGGAAAUUCCGAGUUGGCAAUUGAGCUCAAAUUUCGAUUCAUCGAUCUUCCGGCAGUUAUCAAUCCACGACAAGUAAAAGUACUUCAUGAAAAACAUUUGGAAAAUGAUGGAGUUUAUAUGGGAACUGGAAUGUCGUUGACUGAUAUGGAUAACUAUUCUGUUCAAUUAAUGAAAGAUCUUCCAAGAGAACAGACUGCAGUGUUGAAGCAUGUUCAUGAGAUGCUCCAUUGGUUUGCGGGUAUUCAUGUCAGAAAUGUUGCGUCAGUUGCUGGAAACAUUGCAACAGCAUCUCCAAUCUCUGAUCUCAAUCCAAUUUGGAUGGCAUCCAAUGCAUUGGUCGUUUUGGAUUCAGAAGCCCGUGGUGAAAAACGAGUUCAUAUCGAUGAGAAGUUCUUCUUGGGAUACAGAAAAACCGUUAUUCAACAGGAUGAAAUUAUCAAGGCUGUCAUUGUUCCGUUGUUGGAAGAAAAUGAGCAUUUUGCGGCUUACAAGCAGGCUCAACGACGAGAAGAUGACAUUGCAAUUGUCACAGGAGCAUUUUUGGUGAAGCUCGACCCGAAAACUUUGGUUGUUGAGAAAAUUCGAAUUUCCUACGGAGGAAUGGCUCCAACUACUAAACUUGCACUGACUACAAUGGAGAAGUUGAUUGGAGAAAAGUGGUCUCAAACAUUCCUGGAUAAAGCUUUAGGACUUCUCAGUGAUGAGUUAAAAUUGCCAGCAGGUGUACCCGGAGGAAUGUCACAAUAUCGUUUGUCACUUGCUCUUUCAUUCUUCUUCAAAUUCUUUUUGGGAGUUUCUAAGAAAUUGGAACUUACUGAGAUCAAAUAUGUAGAUGCUGAUGUGAAAAUUGGACAGAAUGUGCCAGAGACGUUGUAUGCAACACAGCUUUAUCAGGAAGUAAAAGCUAACCAACCUGCUCACGAUCCUCUUGGCCGUCCCAUCAAGCACGUGUCAGGUGACAAGCACACUACAGGAGAAGCUGUAUAUUGCGAUGAUAUCAACGUGGCAGACUGUAACCACAUUGCAUUUGUCCUGUCUCCAAUUGCACAUGGAACACUUAACUCAAUUGAUUAUACAGCUGCAUUAGAAAUUGAUGGAGUAGUUGGAACUAUUGAUGCUUCUGAUGUAACUACUGGCGCCCAAAUGGGACAUCACAGUGAUACACCUGUAUUUGUAAAAGAGACAAUUACAUUCCAUGGACAACCGAUUGCUGCAAUUGUGGCAACGGAUCAUGAAAUUGCAAGAAAAGCGGCGAGUCUUGUGAAGUUGGAUUAUUCGGUGGAGAAGCCUAUUGUUACUAUUAAGCAAGCUCUCGAAGCGGAAUCGUUCGUUUUCAAGCACUUUGUCAUUCAUUCCUCCCUAAACGACAACGAACAAGUAAUCAAAAGCGAUUGGUCGAAAUAUGAUCGAAUUGUUGAAGGAUCAAUUGAUAUGGGAGGUCAAGAACAUUUCUAUUUGGAGACCCAACAAUGUAUUGUAAUUCCACAUGAAGAUGAUGAAUUGGAGAUUAUAAUUAGUAAUCAAUGUGUGAAUGAUGUACAAAUUGAAGUGGCAAAGUGUCUUGGAAUGGCCCAGCAUAAGAUUUCUACAAAAGUCAAACGAAUUGGUGGAGGAUUUGGAGGAAAAGAGAGCACUGGAGCAAUUCUUGCGGUGCCUGCUAGUUUGGCGGCCAAGAAAUUUGGAAGGCCCAUGAAAUUCAAGUUUGAGAGAUUUGAUGAUAUGGCUAUUACUGGUACAAGACAUCCAUUCACACUGCAAUAUAAACUCGCCGUCGAUGAAAAUGGAAAAUUCCUUGAUUUGGAUUACACUGCUCUCUCAAACAGUGGACACACUAUCGAUUUGUCAAUGGGUGUUAUGCAACGUGCAAUGGUCCAUGCUGACAACGUUUACAAAUUCGAAAACGCUGAUAUCACGGGUAAAAUGUGCAAAACCAAUCUGGCAUCAAAUACCGCUUUCCGUGGAUUCGGUGGACCGCAGGGAAUGUUUGGAACCGAGAUAAUGGUGAAACACGUGGCAGAGAAGUUCGGGUUUAAUCAUGAUGAAGUUCGAGUGAAGAAUUUCUAUAAAGAAGGUGAUUGUACUCCAUUUGGAAUGCAUUUGAACCAGUGUAAUGUAACAAGAACUUGGGACGAAUGUCGGAAGAAUAGUGAUUAUGAUAACAGAUUGGAGGAAGUUAAGAAGUUUAAUGAUUCCAAUAAAUUCCGAAAACGUGGAAUUUACUUGACACCAACUCGAUUCGGAAUUGGUUUUGGACUGAAACAAUUGAAUCAAGCAGGUGCUCUUGUGCUCGUUUACACGGAUGGAAGUGUUCUUGUGUCACAUGGUGGAAUGGAAAUGGGACAGGGAUUGCAUACCAAGAUUCUGCAGAUAGCCGCUCGUUGCCUGGAAAUUCCAAUCGAAAGGAUUCAUAUUCAUGAUACAUCAACAGAUAAAGUACCAAAUGCAUCAGCAACAGCUGCAUCAGUUGGAAGUGAUAUGAAUGGAUUAGCAGUUCAAGAUGCUUGUAGACAGAUUAAUGAAAGAUUGGAGAGAUUCAAGAAAUUAGAUCCAAAUGGAACAUGGGAUGAUUGGGUUAAGGCUGCUUAUGUUGAUCGAGUCUCACUUUCCGCUUCAGGUUUUGGAAUAAUUCAUCACGAACCAGUGGACUUUUUCAAUGGAAAAGGAGCUGAAUUAUUUGGAUAUUCAGUGUAUGGAACGGCAUGCUGUGAAGUAGAAAUUGAUUGUUUGACUGGAGAUCAUCAUUUAUUACGUACUGAUAUUGUAAUGGAUGUUGGAGAAUCAUUGAAUCCUGCAAUUGAUAUUGGACAAAUUGAAGGAGCUUUUAUUCAAGGUUACGGUCUUUUUACAAUGGAAGAAAUCAAAAUAAGACCCGAUGGAAUCAGAUUGACACGUGGACCUGGAAAUUAUAAAAUUCCAUCUGCUGAUGAUGCUCCAAGACAUUUUAAUGUUUCACUUUUGGGAAAUAGUAGUAAUAAAAUGGGCAUUUUCUCGUCGAAAGCCAUUGGAGAACCACCAUUGUUUUUGGGAAGUUGUGCAUUUUUUGCGAUUCGAGAAGCUGUCAGAGCCUAUAGAAUUCAAAAUGGAAAUGCUGACUAUUUCGUAUUCCACUCUCCAGCAACUCCUGAACGUAUUCGUAUGGCUUGUGAAGAUUUUGUCACUUCUCAUGUUCCAGAACUUCCUGAAGAAGGCACUUAUACACCAUGGAUAACUUCUGUUUAAAUUAUUUUUUAAUAACUAAUUUUUCAGCUGUUCUUGUUUUUUGUAAAUUAAUAAAUAAUAUCAGCCCGUG